Molecule: messenger RNA, 2038 nt
Organism: Salvia miltiorrhiza (redroot sage)
Lineage: Eukaryota; Viridiplantae; Streptophyta; Magnoliopsida; Lamiales; Lamiaceae
Product: probable hexosyltransferase MUCI70
Exons: 6
Coding region: 194-1606 (470 amino acids)
Source: RefSeq, a predicted model, not a curated record
AAAUGCUACUCACGAUAUCCACUCAUUCCACUUCUUUCUUGUUCUUUUGUUUUGUUUUUGGGGAAUGAACGUUGGAUGAAAUUGAGUUUAUGUGUCACUUGUAAGUUGUAACUCGCAAGUCAGCUAAAAUAUACUCGCCAAUCUCUGCACCGCCCACAGACGAUCGGCAGCAGAGCAAUCAACGGCGGCGACAAUGUCGAACAACGGCGUCACAAUAUCUGUCUCCGACGAUGACCCCGAAGAUCCCUCGAGCCGUAUGCGGCCUCGGUUCCGCCGGAAGCGCAAGAAUCCCGGCUCUAGAAGCAGGCCUGAUUUUACCCGAAGAAUCGUCGCCAAACUUCUCAAGUGGUGGCCGGCUCUUCUUCUCCUCCCCGCUGCCUGCCUCCUGAUUUACGAGGCCAUCAAAAUCGGCGACGGCGAGAUCCGUAAUCCGCCAUCGGCCAGGAAGUCGGAUCACGUAGCUACUCAGAGUAGUAAAGAUAAGCCGCUCGGGAACCUGAACAAACUUGAUCCCACCACUAGGGUUGUUGGGGGCGUAAGAGAGCGAUGUUUAAAGCUCCUACCUCCUGAAGAACUUGAGCUUUUGAAAAUUCCCAAUCUUAUGGACUCUAGAAGUCCACUAAAAGAGUUGGUGUAUACCAUGGAGACCGAUGGAGCCAGUAAAGAAGGGACGUUUAACUUAUCCAUGGUAUAUUUGGAGGGUUCAAGAUUUAAUUUAUUCACAGGAAACCAAACACUUGAGCAAAGAAACCAAGAGUUUAAGGUGACUGAAAAGGCUAAUGUCCACUGUGGGUUCUACAGUGAAAUUGGAGGAUUUAGGAUUUCUGAUGAAGACAAAAUUUACAUGAAGACUUGCCAAGUGGUGGUUUCUACCUGUGCAUUUGGUGGUGGAGAUGAUCUUUAUCAACCUAUAGGAAUGUCAGAGACUUCACUUCGGAAGGUUUGCUAUGUGGCUUUCUGGGAUGAAAUUACUCUCACAACACAGGAAGCACAGGGUAAUAAAGUUGAUGACAACCAUUUCAUUGGGAAAUGGCGCGUCAUAAUUGUCAGGGACUUACCCUUCAGAGACCAAAGAUUAAAUGGCAAAAUACCAAAGAUGCUUCCCCAUCGUCUUUUCCCAAAUGCCAGAUAUUCCAUUUGGGUUGAUUCAAAGUCUCAGUUCCGGAGGGACCCUUUGGGUGUCUUGGAGGCAUUACUUUGGCGUUCAAAUCACGAACUUGCAAUUUCAGAACAUGGUGCUCGUAGUAGUGUGUAUGAUGAGGCAAAGGCUGUUGUCAAGAAAAAUAAAGCGCCUCCAGAGGAGGUUGAGGUGCAGUUGGCACAGUAUCGUCAUGAUGGUCUUCCCGAGGAUAAGAGGUUCAAUGGGAAGAAAGCGCUAGCCGAGGCUUCCAUUAUCGUGAGGGAGCACACUCCAGUGACAAACUUGUUCAUGUGUCUUUGGUUUAAUGAAGUUGUUCGCUUCACUUCACGUGAUCAACUAAGUUUCCCUUACAUCCUUUGGCGACUCAAGGGAUUAACACGCAUCAAUAUGUUCCCUGUCUGCACCAGAAAGGAUCUUGUAAAUAGUAUGGGUCACAUACGCAAGGCAAAGCCCCUCACAAACUAAUUCAUUUGGUUCACUGCCAGAAGCAAGGCGGCCUAGCCAAGUCAAGUUCGUGAUUGAUUUACCAGAUUGGACAUCCUCUUUCGGCAUAUGUAUCAGCAAAGAGAUCAUGUGAGCAGGCAUAGAAUUUAUAUUUUCUUUUGGGCUUCAAUACCUCACAUCCUUGUCUUCUUUUUCGCAAUUAUUGGAUCUGGGGUGGGUGUUGGAGGUGUGAUUUUUGUAAAUUUGAUUGCUAGGUUAUUCAUUCCAACCAUAUGACCUUCCUGUUUCCUUGGGGUUAAAUUUUAUUUGUUGGACACUUUUUCCUUGCAUACUUCAUAUCCUUCUUUUCCAGGUUGUAGAUAGUAGAUAGUUCCCUUUGAUGGUCCACACUGUACCAAAUUUGUUAGUUUUACAUUGAAUAGAAUUAAAAAGGCCCACCUAUUUUUAUUACAA